Molecule: messenger RNA, 216 nt
Organism: Colletotrichum chrysophilum
Lineage: Eukaryota; Fungi; Ascomycota; Sordariomycetes; Glomerellales; Glomerellaceae
Exons: 3
Coding region: 1-216 (71 amino acids)
Source: RefSeq, a predicted model, not a curated record
AUGCAGUUGUCCAAGGUCUUGUUCUUUGUCCUCCCCUUCAUCGGAGCCUCCCAGGCCCUGCUGUGCUCUUGCGACGGCAGCAACGUUGAUUCAAUCACCUGCUGCGACGGAAAGUGGAACGGUUAUGAGUGCGAGCCUUCGACGCAGGAGAGUUACACCACUUGCUGCAAGACCCAAUUCUCCCGCACCACCUUCUGUAGAGACGGCAGCGUUUGA